UGUUGAAUCGUUUUGUGUAUCUUAUGUUUCAGUGUUAGUUCUCCUCGUACAUUACGAAAUAUACGUUUCACGAGUACCAAGAAGAGCUUCAGGAACUUUAUGACUCACUGUAAAAAAAAAACAACCUUUCACACCUGAAUUACAGUCAUUGGCUACCCUAGUUGUCCUUCAAGUUUCUCGCUUCCAACACUGCUAAACUGAGGGUGGUUAGAGUAAGAGUAUAUUGAUGGCUGAGGCCUAUUCGUGCAAUACGACAUCCUCUCCACACGCCACUUAGUGACGGUUUUGUUCAAGUGAAGUCACAACUUGAAAUAUAUAUAUCAUUGUUCGACCUAUUUCGUUAUACUUCUGUUCCAUAUUUUGGAAUAACAAGAAAACGAUGAAGUUGGCCAUGUGUGAAAUUUAGGACUGAAUGCCAGUUUUACAAACUGUGGGCUUAUUGACUGAUAUACAGCAACAUUCUCAGUAGUAAAUCAUGGCCUUGUGGCUGGUACCUGCUUCAUACUUAAUGCUAAUAUGGCAUGACUCUGUGUUGGCAAAUAGCAAAGAUUUCCUCCCUGAAGAUCAGAACUCAACUGCAAAAGUCUUGUUUAGUCGUGCUCCUCUUUUGAAUAAAUACAGAGUAUCCAGUGACUUUGACCCAAAAGGAAUGGAACACCUUUACACAGUUACAUCAUUUUUCUGCAGUUAAUUCAAUCUCCUGGCCUACCACCAGAGAUACUAACUGAAGAACUUGUGGAUGAUCCUCUUGGUGUACUGGAUGAACAUAGAGGUGUAGUUUUAUCUCAUUUCUUGGGAAUGUUAUUGGUGGGACUAAUUGGCCUGCUUUUGGCUAUCGUUAUCCCUGUUGGUGGUUUCUUCUUUUGUUGUUGUCGGUGUGCUGGACGUUGUGGGGGAAGCAGAGUGGAAGUAAUGGAGAAGAAGAGAGAUUCCUGUCGUAGAAUAUCUUGUGGGAUUGUUAUGUUUAGUAUUGUUGUUGUAAUGAUGUUUGGUUUAGUGUGUGCCUUUGUUACCAAUGAAUACAUUGAACAAGGAGUUCAAGCCUUACCAGAUAAUUUGAAAUGGAGUAUAGAUGAUGUCCAGUUAUAUUUUAAUAAUACAAAAUCUGAAGUCAAUAAUCUGCUAAAAAACAACUUUAAACAGUUACAAGAAAAAUUAGAAGAAAGUUUAGAUAGAAGUGGAGAUAUUGUGAAGAUCAGACUUGGUGAAGUGUCACAGGCAGUAGCAGUUGACAAUUUAACAGAGAUUGUGUCUCGGCUCGGGCAGUUACGAAAUGAUAUCAAUGAAGCAAUGGAAAACACAAAGAAACUACAACAAGAUGGGAACCAACUUCAGCUUGGCUUGGCAGGAGUAAGAAAAGACCUGAUGGGUUUGUUGAAUGAAUGUAACUCUGAGCUUGAGGCUUGCCAGGAAAUUCUCAAACUAUAUGAUCUCUCCCAUCUUGUUGUUGAGCCAAAUUUUUCAGAACUUCCAAACCUGACAGACAUUAUGCAAAAGUUAUCAGAUCUACUUAAUGAAGAUAUUGAAAGUGAAGUGAGAAAGGGUAAAGACACAUUUGACAGGUUAAGUUAUACUAUCCAAGAUGCUGUUAGUAAUGCUAUUCCAGAAAUCAAACAGAAAAUAAGGAACUUUGGCAUAGAACUUGGUGCUGCUGCUGAUAAUACUAGUCAGAUGUUGCAUGUUCCUGAACUGAGACAAGCUAAGGAGGUUGUGUCUGGUUUUCAGCCAUACAUUGAAAAAUAUUCUGUGUACAGACGAUAUGGCAGUAUGGCUCUUUGCUGUGGAAUGUUGGCCAUUGUUUUAUGCUUCACUUUUGGACUUGUUUGUGGAUCAUGUGGUUCAAGACCAGGAAAUAUCUAUGGUGACAGCAGUUGCAACAAAGGAGUAGGAGCCAGACUUCUGAUAAUGGGAGUCAUUGUGGUAUUUUUGCUGUCCUUUUUUCUACUGUUAACCACCACAGCACUGUUUUUAGUGGGAGGAACAACCCAACGUACAAUAUGUGAUGUUAUCAAAAAUACUUCUGACCCACAAGUGAAAGAGGCCAUUUUGUUGGUUCAGAAACAUCGUUUAAUCAAGAUGAUUGGAGAAGACUUUCAAAUAACUGAAAUCCUCAGGCAGUGUCACAACAAUAAGAGCCUCUAUCAAACAUUAGAACUUGAAAAACGAUCACAACUUCACAUUGGCCCAAAUGUAGUAGUUAGUGUGUUCAACCUAUCAAAGCUCACUAAUUAUCAAGAGCGUUACAAGGUGGAUGAAAAGUUAUCAGAGUUCCUAAACCAGCUGAAUGUCAACCCAAAUGUUACACUACUUACAAUGGAAGGAAAGGAGCUUCUAAAGCAAUUAAGAGACACACCUGUUUCAAGCAUAAAUUUCACUGUCUACUUUGUAAUGGCAGAAGAACAAUUGACUUCCAUCAACCUUCUUGAGCUAGCAGCCAAGCUAAAUAAUACUGCUGAAAUUUUACCGUCAUCUCAAUUAGAAUUGGCUGCUAAAUUGAGAAAUAGUGCUCUGCAGCUAGAAAGUUAUCAUCUGAGGUUGGUUAUUUCCAUCAGAUCCUCCUUGAAUAAACUCAAAAAUGUUGCUGAACAUAUUCAGAAAGCUUCUGAAUUUCAUGGAAAGAAACUUAAGGAUGUUAUAAUUGAAUUACUGGAAAAAGCACAAUGGGCACAGAAAUUUAUCCAGACAAAAGGAAAAGAAGAACUUAAAAAGCUUGGGAAGGAGUUUGUGUCAGAAUUUACUGAGCUCAUAGAUCAGUAUGCUGCCCAUGUGAAACAACAGGUAACUGAAGAGAUAGGAAGAUGUGGACCUGUUAGUCAAGCAUAUAAUGCUUCCUAUGUUGCUGCAUGCAACAAAGUCAUUCUACCUUUUAAUGGUUUUUGGGCCAGCUUGGGUUGGUGUAGUUUACUGUGUAUUCCUUGUAUCUUUAUUGCUGUAACACUUUCUGUCUUAUAUAGAAGAAUUGAUCCAUAUCCUGGUCCUUUAGUGGAUUCGGACUUUGCUUCAGAUAACUAUGCUGAUAGGGACAAUAUUCCUCUAGCCAACGUGAGCCAAAAACGUACUUGGAAAGAUCGGCAGACUUAUGACAAUCGCAAUGGUUAUGUUUAUGAUUACAGUCCAGGAUUUAGAGAUCGAGUUUCUCCUCCACGAUCAGGUUAUAUGCCAGCACCCCAAGUGGACAAUGUCCAGCCCCCAACAUCAGCAGGACCUCCUCCUUAUGCAGCCCCACAAGAUGUUCCUCCAAGCAUGGGAUCACAACCCCUUCCAAAUGGCCCAUCAGAAUACACACGGCCACCACCCUACUUCUUUCCAGGACCAUGAAUGUGUAUGAUAUCCAUGAUCAGUGUUUUGUAACUAAAAUUGAAAACUGUUUAAUAUUGGUGCCUAAAUAUAGCAUUAGCUCAGUAGGUCUCGUAAUCCAACUGAAAGAUUUAGCCCUUUUACCUAUCCAUUUCUCAAGGUGGUUUAGAGAUAUAAGGUUUUAUUAUUAAUAUUUUUUUCAAAAAAUAUCAACUUAUGUUUUCAGCAUUUCAUCUCUCCACAUUUUUCUUGUAAAUCAUGGGAACAUUUUUAUAAAAGUGGUGAUUUCACCGGUGGAAGGUCAUGUGUGUAAAGUGUAGUUUUAUUGGAUAUGAAAGUGUAAGGUUGUUAUAUUCACAAUUACAAGAAAUAAGUUACAUAUAAGCAGAUGGAUCACAUUGAAUUAUGAUGUAUAUAACUUUUUUUUUUGAUUCAGAAGAAAGAUAUUUGAACUUAUCAUCAUUUUUUUUUUUAAAUUGAGUAAAAUUUACAGUUAGCAAUAAGGGCUUUGUAAAACAACUGUACUAAGAGUAAUUGCUCAAGGUUAUGGAACAUAUCAGUGUAUUGAAAAGACUGGGAAGCUGUGAGUAGAAUUAUUUACUCUACUACCGACAACCAAAACAACGUGAAUGUGAUUAGACCCGAGAACUUAUGAUUUUAUUGUGUGAGUUAUUAUGUUAUUCUUGUAAUUUCAGAAACUAUUAGUAAAUCAUGUUUUGAUUACAGUUUUACAUUUGAAAGCUUUUCUCUGUAAUGUAUUAGGCAAAAUACUUUUUAUAAGUAAACUUCUGUCAAUUUUUAUUCUAAAUUGUAUAUGUAUAUUAUGUUUUAUGAUGUUUGUGGUGUAAUUACAGUAUGAAAAGUGAUUAUGGUUUUGAUUUUUUGGUAAAAUAUAUAUACUUCAUUUUAAAUCGAUAUUAGAGAAGAUGCAAACAUCUUCAGUUUUUUUUUAAUGUUUUAUUUUAUGCCAAUAAUGCCAUAUUAAUUAUGUUUUUUAACAGUUGACUAAUCAUUCUGUAACAGAAGCUUGCAUUUGUCAUUGUAAUUUAUUUCAGUAACAAACAAAACUUUAUUUUAGUAAGAUCGUUAUUGAUAGCUCAAAAGAAAAAAAAGGAUAAACCAAAGAAAGACUGGUAAAUUGACUUUCUUGUCACUAAUACAAGAAAAUCUUAUUUUGACAAAGUACUGGUAUGUUUAUGAUUAUUAUCAUCAUCUCAUCCUCACUGUUAAAAGAAAAUUGAUUUAAAGCAAAAGAAUGCAAUGAAAGGUAAAGAAUCUACAAGUUUUUUGCAAAUAGUGAUGGAUCAAGUCAUAAAAUUAAUUUUUCUAUUUUUCUCUGAUAAAACGCACACAUUACUGCUUGUCCUUCUCUCAGAGUUUUAUAGUCAGAUAUUGUAUUUUUGUACUGUAAUGAAAAAAAAAAAAUGGAAAGUUUUGAUGGCUAAACUGAAAUGAGUAAAUAUUAAGACACAGAAGUAACAUCCAUAUGCAUAUAUUCAAAUAUAUAACUUUAUUGAAGUCAAACAUUUUUCUGGUUAAUUUAUUUGCUGCAUUAACCUUUUGUUUUGUGUCCUUUUUUCCCCUGUGAAUCAUAUUUCUCUCUGGAUUGAGAAAUAAUGAAAUUAUAUUUAUAUAGUAACCAUCAAAAUUCACUUGUUUAUUCAUCUCAGUGUAAAUAAGAAAAUCAGAGUGAAUGUUUACACUCCAAACCUUUUUUUUUUCAAAUCUACAAGGAUCACUGUAGAGGACAUUUCUUUGCUCCCUUUCAUCUGUACUUUGCUGUUUUCUGUUGUGUGUCAAAUUCUUCUUUGUAAUGUUUUAUUUCUAGCCAAGUUUAGUUUCUUAGAAAAUUAAAUGUGUUUACAGAAAAUGAUGUAUUAGUUAGAACAGUUUCAUUAGUGUACUGAAAGAGUUUAGUUAAACCAAUUUUCCAACAAUGGAAUUGUUAUGUUCAGGUAUCAAUGUUUUUGUCCACUUGACAAAAGUGAAUGGGAAGCCUAUGGCAACAACAGUCAGGUUCAAAUUGGUUCCUGGUUUAAUUUCAUACUUCUUAAAAUAUUGGAGCAAUUUGGAGUCAUCCUUCAAACAUGAACACACGGGGAAAUUGCUAUACCAAUAGUGUUUUCAGCAACACACUUGUACUUGGCAUUAUUCUUCUAUUCAGUGUAUCAGUUUUAAUUGUGGGUCAUCAGCUACACAGUUCUGAGUGGCAUUAUCGAGAUCUUCCUGGACAAGUUGCACAUGAAACACCAAAUUGUUUGACAUUUCUUGGAGUGUGUUGCACUGGGUCACUAUUUUCUUUCUAUUCUUUCUCCACUUAAUUACAGGUUUAGAGUUAUCCAAGAUGGUGCCUGUGAAGGUAGCCAUGAUUCUGCUGGCUACAAUUUGAUCAUUAGUGCUUGUUUAAUUUUAGGGGAAUCAUAGUGAUCUGGUUUAAUACUAAUGGAAUUCAUCUUUUCUUUUUGACUUAGCUGCAACCCAAACAUAGUAAAACAUUAUCUGGAUAUAGAUCAGUUAGUGUGUACUAUAUUAUGGUAGGGAUUGUAUGAUGAUACUGCUGUUGAUUGAAGGUAUCAUUCCAGCAAAGUUCAAAGCAUUUUAUAUUUUAUUCUGAAUGGUUUGGUCAAUUCGUGACAACUCCACUGUUGUUAAUGAUGUUGGGAAAAGUCAACUGGCUGACUAGGCACUCUCUGUUGCAUUUUCAUUUGAACAAGGGCAGAAAAUUAACUUGUACUGGUUAGCCUGAACCUUGAUGGUAUACAGUAUCAUAUCACUGAAUAUUGGUUUAAAAUAAAAAGUUGAGUAACAUCUUUUCUUAUAAGAUGUUAAACUUUAUUCAAAGCCCCUCAUCAACUAGCAUUAAUAUCACAUUGUUUAAUUAUCCUCAAUAACACAAUUUGUUUGUAUUGGACUCAGAUUAAGGUAUGUCUCCCCCCCCCCCCCCCCCCAAUAAUUAAAGAAGUUACUGAAAGCUUUCAUAUAGUGAGUGAAAUCUCAUAAGUCUAAUGUUAUAUUUACACAAGUUCAUUUAGGUAUCUUUCAUUGUUUCUACAAUGGUUGCACUACACAAGUUCAUUUAGGUAUCUUUCAUUGUUUCUACAAUGGUUGCACUACACAAGUUCAUUUAGGUAUAUUUCAUUGUUUCUACAAUGGUUGCACUACACAAGUUCAUUUAGGUAUCUUUCAUUGUUUCUACAAUGGUUGCACUACACAAGUUCAUUUAGAUAUCUUUCAUUGUUUCUACAAUGGUUGCACUACACAAGUUCAUUUAGGUAUCUUUCAUUGUUUCUACAAUGGUUGCACUACACAAGUUCAUUUAGGUAUCAUUCAUUGUUUCUACAAUAGUUGCACUACACAAGUUCAUUUAGGUAUCUUUCAUUGUUUCUACAAUGGUUGCAUUACAAUUGUUCCAUACAAUUCACCAAAAUGUUGUAAUAGGAGUUUCUUUUUCUGUAACAUUUUAAUGUUAUAUUGUAAACUUACGCAAGACCAGCAAUACAGGUUUUGUUGAGACAAAUAUGCUAUCUGUUACUAAGAAUAUUGUAGGAUUAUCUAAGGGGGUACUGGAAAAAUCAAUUGAUCUAAUGGUAUCUACAUACUGAAUGAGUUUACUAUUGAGGUGGUGAUAUUUCCAUGAUAUUAAAAUCAUGUAGUUAAUAAGUCUAUGUUUCAAGAGUGAGUAAUUGGUGUCAUCAUGUUAUGGUUGAUUAUGAAGUUAUAUAUAGCCUUCAGUGUCAAAAUGAUUAGCAUCAGAAAUGAACAAGCUGUUGUAAUAUGUAUAUCAUUUAGAAUUUUUCAUGGAUUUUCUGAAAGUAGUGUUUUAGUCUGUCUUGUCGUAAUAGUUUCCUAAAAUCCACCCUUUAGUUAACCUCUAUUUUCCAGCUUUAUAGUCUUAAUCUAAGACACCGAGGAAGAGUUAUUUGCUUAGAGCUCACCAGUAUCACUCUCUGGAUAUAUUGGUUUAAAAUAAUAAAAUUAGUAACAUAUUUCCUUAUUUCAUGUGAAUCCAUCCUUCAUCAACUAGUUUUAAUCUCGAUUUGUUUAAUUAUCCUCGUGACUGGUGUAAACAACCGGUUAUCUAUUCAGGACCUUGAAUAAGAUAUAUCUUUCUCCAUAAUUAAAGAAGUUGCUGAAAGCUUUCAUAUAAUGAUUGAAAUCUCACAAGUCUAAUCAAACAUUUACACAUAUUUAUAUAGGUAUCCAUCAUUGUUUGUACAAUGUAUUUAUUAUAUUUUUUGGCAAAUAAUUUUAGCUCAUGGAACAAGCACCCCUUCAUUUAGGGACAUCUAUGAUUAUCUUUUCUUCUUUUCAAAAUGAUAUACUGUAUAUACUUAUUUACGUUUAUUAGUUUAAAUUUCCAUGUUAAUUUUUAUACAUGUUACAUUUAAUUUUCUUUUUUUUUAUAUUUUUUAUGUAGUUUUCGAGUCUGUAAACAUUAUUUUAUUUAUAUUGGAAUAUUUUAUAUGCAAUGAGCAUGACACAGUGGUUAGUGUACUGGAUUUUUGAAUCUGAGGGUCCAUGAUUUGAUGUCACAAAGUUGUGCUUUGCACUUUGGGUGCAUUAUAAGAGCGACGGUCAAAUCCCACUGUUCGAUUGGAAUAUUCCAAGAUUUGACGUGGGUGCUGUUGACUAGCUGCCUUCCCUCUAGUCUGUCAGUUCAAAAUUAGGGAUGGCUAUGGCAGGUAGGCCUUGUGUAGGUUUGCGCAAAUACUUAGAAGUAAACAAAUAUAUCAAUAUAAUAAAAUAGCAUUAAGAUUUCUAAGUUUAUGAUAAGUUAUAAAAACUAAGUUUUUAUGUCUUAAUUAUUCCUUCGCAAUUCUGUUAUGAUAACCUCAUCGUUUACAUCAGUAUUUGAAUUGUCAAUUUUAAUGGUUGCACUAGAAUCGUUCCACAUUAGUUACCAAGUGUGCGGAGUUUCUUUUUUUCUGGGACAUGGUAAUAUUUUAUUGUAACUUUGCAGUACAGGUUUUAUUUGAGACAAGUAUACUGUCUGUCGCUAAGGGUAUAGUAGAUGAAAUGUAGAGGAACAAAGAUGGUUGAAAGUGCUGUAUUUCAUUUAGAAUAUUUCGUUUUUGCUGUUGCUUUCAAUAUAAAUAUGUGUGUGUGUAUAUAUAUAUAUAUGAUCUUGUAUUUUUAUUUUGUCACACUUUUCUUUACGUUAAUGCUGUAAUAUUCAUAAAUCGUGCAUUAGGAUCACAGUAUGCUCGGAACACAAAAAUAGUGCUGAUUUAGCAGCUAGAAAUGUGCCAAGUGAACUCGGAUAUAGAUUAAAGUUGAAAGUUGUUAGGCCUUUUUUUUUGUAACACCUCUCUCUACUUUUAGUGUUUUUAUGCUCUUAUAAAACAAAGGAGUUUUAAAAAUCUUUCUUAGUUUGUAUAUUAUAUAGGUAUGUUAAUUUAUUCUACAAGAUUAUCUUCAUGAUUAUUUUGAAACUGGUUCCUGUAAGUAUUAUGGCUGCAGUCAGUUUAAGCCACUAACCACUAGAUGGAGUUUGAGGUAGAAAUAUGGAAUUUGCUUAGGUUGCCAUGUAAAAAAAAGUUUCGAUCCGUAAAUGAUUGGUGAUUUUUUAGUAACGAAUAAUUCUUGAAUAAUUUCACUAACUGUUUGUGUGUGUGUGCAUGUGUUUUCAGUCUACAAACUUUGUGCGUUCAGAAUGUGUUUUUUUUGUAACAUUCUAGCACCUAUUAAGCUGUUUCUCUCUGAUCUUUCUUCAAUUAGGCCAUACAGUAUGUAUGUAGAUUUUACUGGUUGUAUUACUGAAACAUUUAUAGAUGUUCACUCGCUAUAGGUAGUAGCUAUGGCAACAUAAUGCUAUCUGUUAUCCCUCGAGGAAGCAUUUCUGAUCUUUUAAUUCCUAAUGUUAUCUUACAAUGAUUUGAUUUGAUUUUUUGUAGUUUUAAAUCUGUCAAAAAAACAACAACAAAAACGGCUGUAUCAAAAUUAUAUAAUAGAAACCCCUUUUAUUCAUAAAUAGAAUGGUGCAAAAAUUCAUUACAAUAAUUGUGUAGGCCACAUUUUUGCUGUAUUGCAAUGAACUAUCAGCAAGUAAUUGGUGAUUUACAUGUAUUGUUGUAAAUGCAAAUGUGUUAUAGUAAGUUCUUUACUUUGUAAUUAACAAUUGUAUUUAUAUCUUUUCAUUAUUGGUUACACUUGUGUAAAGACGAGUUUAUGUACGUUACGCCUAAAUCAUCGUCAUUCGUAUGUCCAGUUUGAAAAAUGCAUACUAAUAAUAUAUUAACAUAAUCAAAGAAUGCUUACGUCGCGUUAACCGUAAUUGAAGGUGAAUCAUCGAUAUCCUGAACAGAAGUCGAACCAAGAAUCGUGUGAAGUUAGUGUCAUAAACGUCCACAUAUUUAACACGGAGGUAUCUUUAGGCUGUUGUUUAAGAAAACUGGGUUCACUUCAUUACGAUAUUUUUUAAAUAUUGUGUAGUUUAUUCAACAGAUACUUUAGAUCUUUGUUAAUCCUGAAAUUGAUGGUAACGUUGGUACUUUGAAGAAGAUUGUUAGUAAGUACAAUUUGAAAGAAAGUCAUUUUUGAAAUUGCACAUGAUUUUCACAAGCUAGAUUUUUUUAUCCAAACUGGACUGUAUAGAAAACUUGAUGUGUUAAUCAUACUAAUGACUUGAUAAACUAUAAUUGGGAUAUGGCUGAAGUCUUCCAUCCUUAAUAAACAAUUUUCAACCGGCCUCUUACAGUGACGUUACUGGUGCUUUUAUAAUAGUGAUUUUCUUAGGUCAUUUUUCAACUAUCAAUUAUGUUACAGUAAUUACGGUAGUUUGUUUUUGAAGAGUUAAACACGUGGUUAACAAGUGUGGUCAUCGUGUGCUUUAACAGAAAAUACAUGGAAAAAUGGAAAAAGAAAUUUUGCACCAGAGAAUGUUUGAUAAGUAAAAUGGAAGAUAUGCUAGGCCUGGUGCUGAUAUGUACAGCGGAAACUAUUUUUAUAUUCUUAAACACUAAAUCCAAACGUAUCUAUUAUUAUACAAUGAAAUAAAAAGUUAAGACUAAUAGUUUACUAGUAACAAAUGUAUAUAGCUCUAAGCCUGAAUAAACUCCAUCCAUUAUAAGUUUGGAUAAUGCUAAUCCAGAUUUAGGAAUUUGGGCUUUUGAUUUCUUUGAAUAUGGAUUUUUGACCUAAUUGCCGAAAAUUUAAGAUAGGCGAUUAAAAUAAUUUCGAAUUACAGUACGUAUAUAAUAUAUUUCAAAGUUGUUCUUUUUAAUAAAAAAAAGUUGCUUACACGAUAUUUCGAUAAUAGAUAGCUAAAAAUGGUAUAAUCUUUGUUUUCGUCAAUUUUGUAUUCAAUCUUUGUUAAAUAGUAUGAUACGCUAUGUAGUUAUUUGUGAUUAUGCUCGAGAUAUUGAAGAAAAUAAUUACUUCUUUUGGUGUUGUUUAUUGUUCCAUCGUUAUGGAGUAUAUAUAGUUUGAUAAAAUAAUAUUAAUUCUACAGUUUAGACAAUGCAGGUGCUUUGAACCUUAUAGCAGUGUUUUUGGACGACGUACGUUACUAAACAUUAGGACUCUGUGAUAAAGUGUUACCCAAAACCAAAGUUAGACGACUUUUUUUUUCUUCUUAAUUAGACUUUUGUCUUUCCUGUGCUACUGAACUGGGUAAAUACACUUUUAAAUUUGUAAUAAUCUCGCGUAACGUAGUAUGCAUUCAUUGUUAUAGUUUUUGAUCACAUCUUUUGUAUUGUUGGACCAUGAUAUAUCUGGUUAGUAAUGAUUUUGUUUGUGUAUUAUACGUUUUUCAGUGUGGUCAACUCGGUUUAUGUAUCUCAUCUAUGUUGUAUGUGUAAGUAUUUGGGGAUAAGCUGUUGAGUAUCCACUAUUUUGGAUUGUUUGCUGUUCUGUGUUAGAAAGUUCAUGUUUGGGAAUUGUUGGCUUUUGGAAAGUGGAUUAUGGAUAUAUUUCAAAGAACUGUGAAUAAAAGCAUGAAAAAAAAAAG
Messenger RNA from Limulus polyphemus (Atlantic horseshoe crab), 11245 nucleotides. Its product is annotated as prominin-like protein. NCBI's taxonomy places the organism in Eukaryota, Metazoa, Arthropoda, Merostomata, Xiphosura, Limulidae. The transcript is spliced from 25 exons. The record is from RefSeq and is a predicted model, not a curated record. Gene Ontology annotation, cellular component: membrane. The coding region runs from base 799 to 3318 and encodes 839 amino acids.